This is a messenger RNA of Paecilomyces variotii, 1144 nucleotides long. Its product is annotated as putative disrupter of telomere silencing protein Dot5. Lineage: Eukaryota; Fungi; Ascomycota; Eurotiomycetes; Eurotiales; Thermoascaceae. The coding region runs from base 128 to 811 and encodes 227 amino acids. Gene Ontology annotation, biological process: cell redox homeostasis; cellular response to oxidative stress. The transcript is spliced from 2 exons. Gene Ontology annotation, molecular function: thioredoxin peroxidase activity. The record is from RefSeq and is a predicted model, not a curated record. Gene Ontology annotation, cellular component: cytoplasm.
GCUUAUUAUUCCCUUAAUCCCUCACUUUCUAUUGCAAAUCGCUCCUGGCAAGUGCGCUAUUAUCUGUCUUUGAAAACUCCAGAAAACACCCUGAUCACAUAAACAUUGGUAUCGCGCCGCUACCAACAUGGUCGAACUCAGGAAGCGCAAAGCACCCGCAGAGCCCGCCCCGACGGAGAAGAAGCCCAAGGUAACACAGAAGGCAGCUACCAGAGGUCGACCUCGAGCAUCGGCAAAGGGAGCCCAGAAGGACUCGGCCGCUCAAUCGUCGAAAUCUAGCACUCCCUCGGUGGGAGAUACCAUUCAACUCGAUGGGUUUGGAGGAGAAAUCGAAACGCACGAGGGUGUCAAGACGACGCUGAAGGCAUUGGUUGACGAGAGUGAAGCGGGAGUUGUUCUUUUUACAUACCCCAAGGCUUCGACCCCUGGAUGCACAAGGCAGGCAUGCUUUUUCCGCGAUGAUUACAGCGACUUGACCUCCACCGGUCUGGCUAUUUAUGGGCUCUCCAACGAUUCACCCAAGGCCAACACGACCUUCAAGACUAAACAGAACCUUCCAUACCCUCUCCUGUGUGACCAACAGGCUAGCCUAAUUGGGGCUCUCGGCUUCAAGAAGGCACCAAAAGGAACGCUCAGAGGAGUCGUCGUCGUGGAUAAGGCCGGAAAGGUCCUGAUCUCAGAGGCUGGUGGACCGGAGGCAACUGUUAACGCCGUGAGAGCGCUAGUGAAGAGCAAACCAGAUGAGGGCAAAGACGAAUCCAAAGAUUCGGAGACAAAAGCAGACGGCUCGUCCGCCCCGGACAAGUCAUGAUGUUCGGUAACUCAUCAGGUACUGUUGCAGCAACGACCCUUAUCUAGGUAUUCUAGAUAUAGGAGUUCUUAAUCGCAUCUCUCUGUGCGCGAGGCAUCUAUAUGUCUGAUGUACAACAUCGAACAUUAGCCCACGGAAAGAUGAGAUCACAGUGGGUUGUGGUAGAGUAUUUAAGUAUGUAUGUACAUAAUUUAUCGCACGGUUUUGAAUCCACAGUGCUAGAGCAUUGUUAUUGAAAGGAAGUGUUUCAAAAGUAUUCUAGACCUAUUGUUGAACAUAAGUCCCUCAGCAUUUACUCGGAUCAAGAUUCAAUGGCAGGGAGCGAAUCACAAA